AUGGCAUCAAUCAUUGAAGUGCCCGAGUUGGUAUUGGAUAAAAUUAUAGAAUUUUCAGACUUGAAAGCUGUCUUGACCCUUCGCCAAGUCUGUCGAGAUUUCCGGAAUUUCAUUGACGACUUGAAAGAUUCGAAAUUGCCGGAUUCAAAAUUCGCACAAAUUGAAAUUAUUUCUGACAAAGACGAAAAGAAGAUAACUUUUGAUUUCAAGUUUCAAUGGAAAAAUAACAAAUAUGGCAAAUUUGAAUAUUGUGGAUGUGGCGAUCAAGAUCUAGAAUGGAUUCUGAAAUUUCAAAAAUCCAAUUUGCAAAGGCUAUAUUUUCAUUUCGAUGAUUUUCAACUCCAAACGGAGUCUUCGAUUCAUACUUUACCAAUUAAGCUGAGCAAUAUGUUCAAUGCAUCCGGUCGAAAAAUCAAAACAAGGGAAUUGAGUAUAAAAACGUACCAUCAGUCUCAAGUGACUCCAUUUUUACCGAUUGCUGAUCUAGAAGCUCUGAAAAUUAUCGAUUUGUAUUCAUUGGAGGAUAAUAUGGAGAUUGAAAUCGACGAAAUAGUGAAAAUUGAGCAAUGGAAAAAAGCGAAGGAGAUGAAUUGUGAUUUUCAUGUGGUGAAUCUAAAAGUAGAAGAUAUCUGUCAUUUUUCAAGAUAUCGUGUACAAUCAAACACAAUUUCCGCAAGGGACUUGGACUUUUUGAAGAAGGCUAUCACCAGUUCUUUGAAAUUCGAAUAUUCCUGGCUUGCAGUGAAUAUUUUCAAUGAAAACGAGGAAAUUUUCAAUUUGUGGGGUCCUGCGUAUCUUUCUGGAUCUUCAAGUCUUUGGUAUUUUCGAAUCAAGGACUCGGAGGAGAAUAUUUUGGUGAUCGACAUCCAGCAAGUUUACAAUCACAUUUAUUUCGACGUCAUUGAAACGAGAAAAGUUCCAAAUAGAGCGAUUGUACAUGAUUAUAACGAAAACUGA
This is a messenger RNA of Caenorhabditis briggsae, 957 nucleotides long. Lineage: Eukaryota; Metazoa; Nematoda; Chromadorea; Rhabditida; Rhabditidae. Gene Ontology annotation, molecular function: protein binding. Gene Ontology annotation, biological process: innate immune response. The coding region runs from base 1 to 957 and encodes 318 amino acids. The record is from RefSeq and is a predicted model, not a curated record. The transcript has 4 exons.